AUGGCAUCCCUCGCAUCAUCUCCACCACCUUCCUCCCCACCUAUUCAAGCUUCCUCACCCAUCCAUCAAUCGUCCGUCCCACCUCCACCACCUCAAGAUCCAAGUACGAGUACCAGCACAAGCACAAGUACGAAUACGAAUACGAAUGCGAAUGCAAAUGCAGAUACAGAUAAUCCCAGUGUCAAACACAAGAAGAAGAGAAAAUCAAGAGCCAAAGUGAAGAAUGUAGAAUUAGACGUAGAUGAUGAAAUUGGUGAUUUACUAGGUGAAGUUGAAGAUGAGGAAAUCACAGGUAAACGUGCUCGUGCUCGUGCUCGUGAUCGUGAUCAUGCUGGACCUUCCACAACCAAGAAUAAAGGAAUUGAUUUUGACGACGAAGAUGAAGAUGAGGAUCAAGUUGAAUUUGAAGAUCAACGGAUAUACGAUGAUCUCGAGGGUGAUAUAGACAUGGACGUGGAUAUAGAUCGUGAUAUAGAGGGAGAAUUUGGAACACGAACACGCAAGGAAGAAGGAAAGAGUAAGAAACAGCGUGGAAUCAAGGAGGAGGAAGGAGAAGAAGGUGAAGGUGAAUAUAAGUGUUAUUGGGGAGAUUGUGAAGGAAUCACAACGACACAUAAUGGAAUGAUAGAACACGUUAAAGAUGCCCACAUAAACGAAUCGAAAGAUCUUAUAUGUUAUUGGGUAGAUUGUCCUAGAUCAGGUCAAAGACAAGCUUCAAGACAUUCCUUAUCGACUCAUAUGAGAAUGCAUACUGGAGAAAGACCUUACAGCUGUUCAUAUCAUGGAUGUCCAAAAUCAUUCACUAGAUCGGACGCUCUACAAAAGCAUAUAAAAUCACAACAUAUCGAAAGACCUCCUAAACCCAUACCUCCUCCCCCUGCUCCUGCACCCGGUCCAGCCACCACAGCAUCAGCAUUGACAUCUUCAGGUAAGAAUGCUGAUAUCAAACCAAAACCAAAACCAAAACCAAAACCAAAACCAAAUACACAAAAACCAAAACAACAAAAAUCAAAAUCAAAACAAGCACCAUUACCAUUAAUCUCAACGCCUUUAACCCGUCAACCCUUAGGUGUAAUACCAAUUUCAGAUGAAGAUUUACUGUUGGACGAAGACUUGAUUGACAUCUUACCUAAAUUGAGAAAAAGAGAUAUCCUCUUACCUAAUAAUGAUGAAUUGGAAGCUUUAACUUAUAUAAGAUCAAUUUUCCCUAGAUCAAAUCCUUUUGUCAAUCAACAAAACGGAAAUCCAAAACAUGCUCAAAAUCAAAAUCAAAAUCAAAAUGGGAUUUCUAACGGAAAUGAAAGCGAAAAUGAAUUGAUCAAGAAUGAAUUAGAUGAUCCACCAAUAGAAUUAAGUAUACCUGAAGAAGCUCAGUUAUUACAAUCUAUUCCAGAUCCACAUAAUCCACAAUCCCAAUUAGACCUAUUAGGUAGAAGUGAAUGGCAAGCUAGAUACAUUAUGAUAAAAGCUAGAUUGAUGUUAGUUGAAGAAGAAAAUAAUAUGAGAAGAGCAGAAUUGAUAUCUUUGAUCCAACAAGGUUGA
Molecule: messenger RNA, 1542 nt
Organism: Kwoniella shivajii
Lineage: Eukaryota; Fungi; Basidiomycota; Tremellomycetes; Tremellales; Cryptococcaceae
Exons: 3
Coding region: 1-1542 (513 amino acids)
Biological process (GO): regulation of transcription by RNA polymerase II
Cellular component (GO): PcG protein complex; chromatin; transcription regulator complex
Molecular function (GO): RNA polymerase II cis-regulatory region sequence-specific DNA binding; DNA-binding transcription factor activity, RNA polymerase II-specific
Source: RefSeq, a predicted model, not a curated record